AUGGAAACUGAGAGACUCAUCAACUCAGAGCUGGGGUUUCCAGGCAGGACGGUGGAGACGGCACACAGACACCAUACUCCCCACCGCCGCGCCCCCAGCCGGAGGCUCCGAUCCCUGGACACUUUCAGAGGGUUGUCCCUGGUCGUCAUGGUGUUUGUCAACUACGGAGGAGGGAGGUACUGGUUCUUCAGACACGAGAGCUGGAACGUAUCAAUGGGGACUGACUCCCUGCGUAUCCCUGGCGUGCUUCAGCGUCUGGCCUUCUCCUAUCUGGUGGUGACCUCUCUGGACCUCUGUGUGGCCUGGAACAGCCUGGAUAACCUUCCUGUGGAUGCUUGGUGGUACUCUGCUCGUGAGUUCCUGCUCUACUGGCCAGCCUGGCUGUGUGUGRUCGUCUUGGAAACCGUGUGGCUCUGUCUCACCUUCUUGCUCCCUGUUCCUGACUGCCCAAGUGGUUAUUUGGGCCCAGGUGGUAUUGGGGACAUGGGCCAGUACCCAAACUGCACUGGGGGAGCAGCUGGAUAUGUAGACCGCUGGUUACUGGGAGAGAACCACAUCUACCAAACACCUUCCUCACGGGUGAUCUACAAGUCUCACAUGCCCUUUGAUCCAGAGGGAGUCCUUGGCAGCAUCAACUCUGUCUUCAUGGCUUUCCUGGGACUACAGGUCACUGGAAUUAUCAUUCACUAUCUCGUUCUGUCGCUGUCUCUCUUGUAUGAAUCCAUCCUGGUGUACGUGGGCCACGAGGUCCUGGAGGAGUACUUCCGUUCCGCUGGCGCAUGGCCAACAGCCAUACUCACGCAGAGCACCUGGACCCAGAACCUAGUGGCCACCUUUGCUGGGUCCUCAUCUCCUUCCUGCU
Messenger RNA from Salvelinus sp. IW2-2015, 862 nucleotides. The record is from RefSeq and is a predicted model, not a curated record. Lineage: Eukaryota; Metazoa; Chordata; Actinopteri; Salmoniformes; Salmonidae.